GCUUUUUAUCAUUCUCAUAAUAGUUUAUUUGAGGCUAAUUUUGAGCAUCAUUGGGCGGAAUUUAUUGCGUUUCUUGAACCAUUUCCUAAAGCUUUUCGCUAUGCACUUAAAACACUUUAUCCUACGCGUCAUAGCUGGGCCAUAUGUUAUACACAAACAUGUUUCACAGCUGUUGAUACAAUACAAAAUCGUCUAAAUGAGGAAACACAUUAUGCACAAAUAAAUGAACAAAAGAAUAUAAAUCCUACUAUUGGAUUACCUCAUGUUGCAAGUUAUUAUUUUCCAGCCAUUGAUUCCUUACUCCGAGAGUACUUAACUCUACAUGUUCUUUCGCUUCAAAGGCAGCAACUUUCCGAAAGCUUCCUUUAUGAUGCUGCUGAACUUUCUAUUGAGUGGGACAAUUUUUUUUCAGAACCUGAGAAUAUUAUAGAUAAUGGAUGUCGUGAAGAUAAUUAUGAGCAGCUUCAGAUAGGUCUCAAAUCCUUAUUGCAAAACUUAAGAAGAGAAUAUGUUGAACAGAUAAAUAAUGAUGAUCUUAUUGCAACACUUCAACCUAUUAGACUAUGUGGUGAAACUAAUCAACCAUUAUCAUUUAAUAAUGUUAGCAAUGUAAUUAAUUUUGGAUAUUUGUCUCAAUUUCGUGCUCCUAAUGCAUUUACUCCUGCCUUGAAAAAAUCAAUUAGUGAAAAGACACGUUGGGCUAAAGGAUAUGAAAUGUCUAAAAAAGCAUUAAAUUUAAUGAUACGUCUCAAUUGUGAUGAUGAAUUUUAUAAAAUAAUGGAGGAGUUCAUUUCUUCCAAAGCACGAAAGUUGCAACUUUUAGAGGAGGAUAAUAAUGAUAAAAAUAAUGUUAAAUCUCAUGAAUCUGUUGUAGUCAUCAAUCCAAUUGUAACUAAGCGUCGUGGACGCCCACCAAAACAACGAUUCAAGGGUGUAUUGGAAGAUAUUAGUAAUGUAUAUCAAAAUCGAGAUAGACUUAAUACUAAUAAUACACAGAAAAAAAGACAAAAUAAAUGUGCUAAUUGUGGAAGUUAUGGUCACAAU
This is a messenger RNA of Racocetra persica, 1044 nucleotides long. The record is from the annotation of a GenBank genome assembly. NCBI's taxonomy places the organism in Eukaryota, Fungi, Glomeromycota, Glomeromycetes, Diversisporales, Gigasporaceae.